Molecule: messenger RNA, 9514 nt
Organism: Psammomys obesus (fat sand rat)
Lineage: Eukaryota; Metazoa; Chordata; Mammalia; Rodentia; Muridae
Gene: Aff4
Product: ALF transcription elongation factor 4
Exons: 21
Coding region: 296-3772 (1158 amino acids)
Biological process (GO): regulation of gene expression
Cellular component (GO): super elongation complex; nucleus
Source: RefSeq, a predicted model, not a curated record
CCCGCCCCCGCCGCCGCCGCCUCAGUCACCGGUCCCGGGGCUCGGCCGGGCCGUCAUGGAGCGGGGCGGGACCCCGGCGCCCGCCGCGUGAGAGCUGCGCCGCCCGGGCUCCCCGCGGCCUCCGGAUCCGCCGCUGCCCCCUCGGCCUCGGCAGCCGGUCGCCGCCUCCUGGGCGGACCCGAAGGCGCGUCCGGUGAAGGUGCAGGCCGGGCGCCGCCGCCGCCGCCGCCGCCGCCGCCGCCGCCGCCGCGGUCGGGAGAUGGUUCGGGCCUAGCGGAGCGGGGACUGGAGCAACAUGAACCGUGAAGACCGGAAUGUGCUGCGCAUGAAAGAACGGGAGAGGCGGAAUCAGGAAGUUCAGCAGGGCGAAGACGCCUUCCCACCUAGCUCUCCUCUCUUUGCUGAGCCAUACAAAGUUACCAGCAAAGAAGAUAAGCUAUCAAGUCGUAUUCAGAGUAUGCUUGGAAACUACGAUGAGAUGAAGGAUUACAUAGGAGACAGAUCUAUACCAAAGCUUGUUGCAAUUCCCAAGCCUGCGGCACCAGCGACAACAGACGACAAAGCAAACCCAAAUUUUUUUGAACAGAGACAUGGAGGCUCUCAUCAGAGUAGCAAAUGGACUCCUGUAGGACCUGCACCCAGCACUUCUCAGUCUCAGAAACGAUCUUCUGGCUUGCAGAGUGGACACAGUAGCCAGCGGACCAGUUCAGGUGGUAGUGGCACUAGUAGUAGUGGCCAAAGGCAUGACCGUGACUCAUACAGCAGUAGCCGGAAAAAAGGCCAGCAUGGGUCAGAGCACUCCAAGUCACGAUCCUCAAGCCCUGGAAAACCCCAGGCUGUUUCUUCCCUAAGUUCCAGUCAUUCCAGAUCUCAUGGGAAUGAUCACCAUAGCAAGGAACAUCAGCGCUCCAAAUCACCUCGGGACCCUGAUGCCAAUUGGGAUUCUCCUUCCCGUGUACCUUUUUCAAGUGGGCAGCAUUCAAGUCAGUCUUUUCCACCUUCUUUGAUGUCAAAAUCUAGUUCAAUGUUACAGAAACCCACUGCCUAUGUACGGCCCAUGGAUGGACAGGAGUCUGUGGAACCAAAGCUGUCCUCCGAGCACUACAGCAGCCAGUCUCAUGGUAACAACAUGACUGAGCUGAAGCCCAGCAGCAAAGCACAUCUCACCAAGCUGAAAAUACCUUCCCGACCUUUGGAUGCGUCAGUUUCUGGUGAUGUAAGCUGUGUGGAUGAAAUACUUAAAGAGAUGACGCAUUCAUGGCCUCCCCCUCUAACGGCUAUUCAUACACCAUGCAAAACAGAACCUUCCAAAUUUCCUUUUCCAACUAAGGAGUCUCAGCAGUCUAACUUUGGCCCUGGAGAACAAAAAAGAUACAAUGCUUCCGCUAAAACAUCAAAUGGACACCAGUCAAAAUCCAUGUUAAAAGACGACUUAAAGCUAAGCAGCAGUGAAGACAGUGACGGGGAGCAGGAUUGUGAUAAGACUAUGCCAAGGAGUACACCCGGAAGUAACUCCGAACCUUCACAUCAUAAUAGUGAGGGAGCAGAUAACUCUAGGGAUGACUCCAGCAGCCACAGCGGAUCUGAGAGCAGCUCUGGAUCUGACUCGGAGAGUGAAAGUAGCUCCAGUGACAGUGAGGCAAAUGAGCCAUCCCAGAGUGCAUCUCCUGAGCCUGAACCACCACCAACAAACAAGUGGCAACUUGAUAAUUGGUUGAACAAAGUGAACCCACAUAAAGUGUCUCCAGCUUCUUCUGUAGACAGUAACAUCCCAUCCUCUCAAGCCUACAAAAAGGAAGGCCGAGAACAGGGUGCUGUAAAUAACUACACUGAUCCUGGCGGGCCGAAAGAAACAAGUUCGGCUACUCCUGGACGAGACUCUAAAACCAUCCAAAAGGGGUCAGAGAGUGGUCGUGGGAGGCAGAAGUCUCCUGCACAAAGUGACAACACCACACAGAGGAGAACUGUGGGCAAAAAACAACCCAAAAAAACUGAGAAGUCAGCUGCUGAAGAGCCCCGGGGAGGCCUGAAGAUAGAAAGUGAGACCCCUGUAGACAUGGCUACCAGCAUGCCCUCCAGCAGGCACAAAGCAGCCACCAAGGGCUCAAGGAAACCCAACAUCAAAAAGGAGUCGAAAUCUUCCCCUCGACCUAUAGCAGAGAAAAAGAAAUACAAGUCAGCAAGUAAAUCCUCCCAGAAAUCUCGGGAAAUCAUAGAAACAGAUACCUCGUCCUCAGAUUCAGAUGAAAGUGAGAGUCUCCCUCCCUCCUCACAGACUCCUAAGUACCCUGAAAGCAAUAGGACUCCUGUUAAACCCUCCUCAGUGGAGGAAGAAGAUAGCUUUUUUCGGCAACGAAUGUUCUCUCCUAUGGAAGAGAAGGAGCUCCUUUCCCCACUCAGUGAGCCUGAUGACAGGUAUCCACUUAUUGUGAAGAUUGACCUGAAUCUGUUGGCUAGAAUACCUGGGAAGCCUUACAAAGAAACAGAACCACCCAAGGGGGAAAAGAAAAAUGUGCCAGAAAAACAUGUGAGAGAGGUGCAGAAGCAAGCCUCAGAAAAGGCUUCCAACAAAGGCAAGAGGAAACACAAGAAUGAUGAUGAUAACCGAGCCAGUGAGAGCAAAAAACCCAAAACAGAGGACAAGAACUCAUCGGGCCACAAGCCAUCCAGCAACAGAGAGUCAUCUAAGCAGAGUAGCGCAAAAGAAAAGGACUUGCUGCCCUCACCUGCUGGGCCCGUUCCUUCAAAAGAUUCAAAAUCAGAGCAUGGCUCUCGGAAGAGGACUGUCAGUCAGUCGUCUUCCUUAAAGUCCAGCAGUACCAGCAACAAGGAGAAUAGUGGCAGCAGCAAGAACAGUUCCUCCACAUCAAAGCAGAAGAAGACCGAAGGGAAGGUUUCCAGCAGCUCCAAAGAGGCCAAGGAAAAGGCUCCAAAUAGCUCCUCUAACUGUCCUCCGUCUACACUAACUCCUGAUUCUUCAAAGCCUCGGAGAACAAAGCUUGCCUUUGAUGACAGAAAUUAUUCAGCAGACCAUUAUUUACAAGAAGCAAAAAAACUCAAACACAAUGCGGAUGCUUUGUCUGACAGGUUUGAGAAGGCGGUGUACUACCUUGAUGCUGUGGUGUCUUUCAUUGAGUGUGGGAACGCUCUAGAGAAGAGCGCGCAGGAAUCCAAGUCCCCGUUCCCUAUGUACUCAGACACGGUGGAACUCAUCAAAUACACUAUGAAACUAAAGAAUUACUUGGCACCAGACGCUACAGCUGCAGACAAGAGACUCACAGUACUUUGCCUGAGAUGCCAGUCACUGUUGUACCUGAGACUGUUCAAACUGAAGAAGGAGAAUGCUCUGAAGUACUCUAAGACACUGACUGAGCACCUGAAGAAUUCUUACAGUAAUUCUCAAGCACCUUCACCUGGCUUGGGGAGCAAAGCUGGGAUGCCUUCCCCUGUUUCUCCAAAGCUGUCUCCAGGCAAUUCCGGAAGUUACUCUUCUGGGGGCAGCAGUGCUUCAGCAAGUGGUUCUUCAGUGACCAUUCCACAGAAGAUCCACCAGAUGGCAGCAAGCUACGUCCAGGUUACAUCCAACUUCCUCUAUGCCACCGAAAUUUGGGACCAAGCUGAACAGCUCUCCAAAGAGCAAAAAGAAUUCUUCUCUGAAUUGGACAAAGUGAUGGGCCCUCUCAUCUUUAAUGCAAGCAUCAUGACAGAUCUGGCUCGUUACACCCGGCAGGGACUACAUUGGCUUCGGCAGGAUGCCAAGUUGAUAUCUUGAACUGAACAUAUUCUCGUUGCCUCUAAUUUCUCCACAACACUGUGUCACAUCACAAAGGAAAACUGCCAUAACACACCACCUAGUCGACGCUAAGAAUGAGAAAUGGUUUUCUCCUCUUUGGUUUAUGUUAUUUCUAAUAACCCAAAGCCAUCAAAUCAAUUUUGACCCUUCCAAUAUUCCCAAUGUAACAAGUAUUUAAAUGCUUCUAAACCUGAAGUACAUCAGCAAGAUGGUUUCAGUAAUUGGAAUUCCAGUUACAGUUCAUAAAUAAUCAAGUAAAAUUCUAUUUAUUUUCUUUUUUUUUUUUUUUGAAGUUCCCACAUUGGAACUUGUUUAAAACUUAGUUAUUUUUGCCUAUAGAUUUAUUCUGUUGAAUAUUUAGCAUAAAUUUAAUGUAGGCAUUUAAUUUAUAUAUUUUGGGAGCUGUGUUACUUAAUGUCUUCUAAGAUAAUAGUGGGCUUGUCUAAGACAGGACCUUUUCUUUCUAUAGCUACUUACCUGAUGUUAUUUCAAGUCUUACUUCAGUUUUAUUAUUGUGGGAUUUAUGCUUGUAUUGAGGAUGCUCUUUCACAUGUGAAAAGUUGCUUAAACAUGAGAAGAUGGCAUUCUACAUGGGUGCAAAAAUGGAGUGGGUCUGGUUUGGUAUGCAUUAUUUCAAAGCUGUGAGUGUGUUAGUAACACUAGCAAUCACAAGGUGACUACGUUGCAUCUGAUGCAUUACAGAAAAGCAGACAGGCUUGCCGGGGAAGCACGGCAGACUGGAUGGCUUCAUAAAGGACAAUCUUAAACUCUGAGUUUAUUCAAACCUUACACGCUUUUUUGUUUUACUCAUUUGACACUUAAUUGAAGCAGAGUAAGUUACUCCUAAAACAGUGAUCCAGUUUCUGAAGGUUGCAGCCUUUGUUCUUUGAUAAUACUUGAGGGUUCAAGUCUGCAGAUGUCCUCUAUGGUGGAGAGAUUGUGAUGCUCGGAGAUGACCAUGCAGUAACUGGAACUUGAAAGGGGGUGUCCCAAUGUCUAAAGUGGAGGUGAUGAAUUUCUCUUUCCAAAGAUCCUCAGCAAUGAUGUAUGCUUCUGACAGAAUCAGAAAACCCGCAGUAGCAGCUGGGCAUGUUUGUGCAUGCCUGUAAUUCCAUCACUGGGGAGUGGUGACAGGAGGAUCAGGGGUUCAAGACCAUCCUCAAGCUACAUAGAGCUAGACAGUAAGUUUAGGGCUAGCCUGGACUACAUGAUCCCUUGUCACAUUAAAAGAAAUAAGAAAGAAAAUUCAUACUAGAAAAGUACCUAACGUGGCUCAAUAUGAGCUCUCUUGGAAAGGGGGAAAUAAUAGAGAUAGUGCUUAGGAAGCCAGCUCUGUAACAAUUCCUUAUCAAACUACUGUUCCCGACAAGGUGCGUGUAGCAGUGAAGGGAGAGGAAUGUCUCUCUUCCUCUAUACUUUUUAGUGACCCCGUCAUGUCUGGUGUGCCUUAAAUCUUAACUUUAAAUGAUAACUCUAUGGAUUGUUUACAGAUAAAGUUUUACGCUGGGACCAGAUUAGCCAUGCAUGGUUGGUCCUCUACAAUAAUAAUUUUAAAUUCUCUUUGAUUUUAAAUCUUCCUUUAGAGUCAUAUUUACGAUAGAUUCCUUCAGAAAAGCUAGUGCUUUGGUACCUGACUUAGUAUAAUCAAUUGGAUAUAAUGCUGCUUCAAAAAAAAAAAAAAUGGCUUUUCCUUCUCAUUCCAAAAAUCCAUCCAGUUAGGGAGAAAAAAAUCCCUAUUAUCAGCAGAUGAUUGUUCAGACUUGAAAUGGGAAAGGGAAAGAGAGAUAGAGAAUCUUCACAUCUAGUGGUGUCGCAAACCCUCUCUUUAGUCUGUUUUACCACCUAUUUUUGAAGAGAGUGAACUUUGUCCUGCAGUCUCAUAUUUACAGAGCUUAACUGCUUUGUACCUCAUUAUUUUUACAUACUGUUUAGGGUUAAUAUCUACACUUACGCUGAAUUUAACAUUUUCCCCUUGGAGAAAUUGCCUCUGUCCCUUUCUAAUUUAGUCGUACUGUGCUUAAGGAGUGCUUUUUCUUCAGAGGCCGUCGUUUCCUCUCUUGUGCUCGUAACUUACGUGGUCUAACAGCUGUGUGCCCAGUCCUUGCCUCUCUUCUCUCACUCUGGCUCCUUAAUUUCAGGGAGGUCUUAGAACAAGCGGCCUCUAGGCUUUUAGCCUUCAACAGCUACACUGCUGGGUUCUGCUGUCCAACUCUGGUCUGUGUGUGCUGCAAGGCAGCCAGUACACUCUAGAGUGAUUCUGAUGUCAUGUUAAAAGCAGAGACUUCUACGUGAUCAUGGUGCUGCUUUGAGAUAUUUUCUCUUUAAAACUGUCAGUUCUCGAAGAAUGAAAUUGUUAAGCCUUUCAUUGUGGAGGAUUUUCCCCACCUGGUGGAAAUGGGCAAUGGAUCAAAAUCCAAUCCUAAGUGACUGAAUUCUUGCUGUCCUAGUGUGGGAGAAUGCACUCUCUUUGUGUCUCUUCUCUGUUCUGUUUCAGUCAUGUCCAGCACAUACCUUGGACUCCUUUACAAGUGAUCAUUCCUCCCCUCUGAGUAGGUGCCCUCAGUGUUUUUUAGCCAUUUAAAGCUGAUUUGACAAGUGGCCACAAACUUAGUCUGAAACUUGUAUUCACUGUAUAGUUAUUAAUAGAAAUAGCAACUAUCCUUAAUACUCAGUUCACUGCUCUUAAGAUGACAUUUCUAUGCCAGGAGGCAGCAGCGUGCACCAUUGGACUCUCUGGACAGGAGCCCACACUAUUGCAGUGAUGGAGCUGUCACAGUAGUCCUGCCUGGGAGAGGCUGGGCCGUGGGGGCACUCCCCUCCAGGCAUUCAAGAUUACACAGCCUAGCCCAUUCUGGCUGGAGAGCACCCAGCCCUUUCCUUGCUCAGUGGCACCUUUUUCUGGGCAAGAAGCUAUGAAGUCACUUUAUUAUCCAUGCGUGCUUCAAAUAAAUUCAAAGAUACAGCUGCUGAAGGGAGAAAAUUGACCACUACUGAUUUAAUUCUCCAAUCGAAAAGCAAUUCAGAGUACCGCAUGCACACAUCCACACUUGCCUGUUUUUCUGGGAAACUCGUUCACUAGGGAUUUAUAGGCAUCUGGGCUGCACUUUGAAUGUCACACUUGUGACUUUAGAGUAGCUAUUGAUUUUGUGUUCGUUUGUUUUUAAAUUGUUCUUCAUUUCUUUUCAUUAAAGGUUUACUCAGCUAGCUUAGACAGCAUCGUUUGUAUUCAAUAGCUGAAACCUUGGUACAUUGACAUUUAAUGCGUGAGCUUGUGUUAUGUAGCCAGAGCCUACAAAGGCUCUUGUCAGGAGUAGGCACACUAGCUGAGGCUGGUGCUCAGAGUCUGUAGUGCAAGCAGCGAUAGCGCGAUCGGGUGAUGCCUAGCUCGUUGAGAAGGGGAUGCUGUGCACUCUUGUAGGUGUGAGGGCAUGCAGCUUCGGAUCUUGAAAUGAUGUACACAUACACACUUUAUAUAUAUAUGUACGUAUGUAUGUAUGAAACAUGGAAUUAGUUUGUCAAAAAUGUGUGUGGUUAGUAUUUUAGCUUAGUGCAACUAUUUCCACAUUAUUUAUUAAAUUGAUCAAAGACACUUUGUUCUUGGCACCUUGAAUGUUAACAUUCGAGCGUGCAGUGUGUAUUCCUUUAGAUUGUUAAAGCUUAAUUACUAUGAUUUGUAGUAAAUUAACUUUUGAAAUAUAUUUGAGCCCUUCUGUAGUGUAAUAGGGCUCUCACAGGGUGGGAAGAUUUUAAUUUUCCAAUAGCUAAUUGAACAAAAUGGCUUCAUUGUGUAUUUUGAUUUAUAGGCGUCUGUAGGUGUCUGGGUCCCAAGGACAUCUACUGAGGAUAACUGUUUUAGGCGGGUGUAGUGGUUUUAGACUAAAGCUAAGUGACUUGGAGAGCUGGAGCACCUUGUUCAGAUCCAGAUCCCUGUGACUCAUGCUCCUCUAGGAUUUGAAACACAAGUCCCAGUCAGUUUCACAUCUCAGUUGGAGAGGCAGACUUCUUUUCCAGUAACAUUGCCCACCGAGUGUUGCUGUGGGUAAAAUCAGUAGAAAAGGUAAUAAACAUCUGGGAAGAUCCCUGAAGAGGCCAGUUGUCACAUUUGUGAAUGUACCUUUUACAUGCUUACCAGUGGAGACGUUCGGCUUCAACUUUUCAGACCCUAAAACCAAGCCAGCAAGUAACAAGUCCUUAAGAUUGGAGAAGGCCAGGAGCUCUGGUCUGAGGCAGAGGUCACCCUUUGCUAGGUAGAGAGCUUGAGCCACCGAGAGCCACUCUCUAAAAACUAAAUACGUUUGAGAGUUACUUGGUGAAGCAAGUGUAGCGGUGCAGGCUUUAAUUCUAGCACUUGGGCUGUCGGUUUGAGACCAGCGUGCAGCACACAGAGACCCUGCUGAGAAAAGCAAAGUGGAGGAAGAGGCUGCCGGUCUGUGGGAUUCCCGUCUGCAUGAGCCCUGGCUUUUACUAAAAAGAACCUGCUGCCUCUAGAGCAGGGAUGGGAAUAGAAGCUACACCUCUCUUGUAAAUGGAAUUUAGAACAAGGUGUUCAGGUGAAGUCUCUACUAGUCAGAGUUUCAGCAGCUUAAAUUGCCAAUAUUUAAGAAGUUGACUUUCAGAACUAUCUGCAUGCGCCUCUCUCCUUGCUGCCAUUGCUCAGCUAAGCAGAGAUCAUCAUCCUUAAACACAGAGGAAGCUCUCAGAUGAGCAUGGACAAGCUCAGAAAUCCCAAUAGUACUUGGUUUAGACCGCGCUGCUUCUGUAUUAGGUUUCUUCUCAGCUUUUAGCCGCUGGGGCUCUCUGCCUGUUCUGUACCUCUUUGGAAGACGUCAAUUUGGAGGUGCUGCCUUUCAAACCAGUGCCAUGGCGUCCAUAUUGUUGAGCUUGUUGCUGACUCAAAGGUGUCCCCAUUAUGCUCACACUUGGCACGUCAGUGACAUGAGCAUUCAACAGUGCUGGGGUGGGGGUGGGGCCUGUGAAGGCCCACUUGAGGGUGAGACACCGGGUUGGUAAGCACAGUUAGGGAAAUUUCUACUUAGCCUCCGUUUUGAAUGAUUUUGAGAAAUUUUAUAUAUGGAGGAUGGAAAUGCUUAUAUAUUUAUUGAUGAUCUUUUUAUUUGAAAUUAAAAUCAUUUGGUAAAUAAUGGUUUGAUAUUUGGGGAGGGUUUUGGAGGGGCAGUUAAGAUGGUUGAUACAGUACAGGCCUGGUGACUCUUCAGAAAGGUGCUGUUGCUCAUAGGAGGGAGGCCAUUAUUUUGUACAUGAUUGAAUCUUUGUGUUAUGUUUUUUUUAUCCAAAAUAUUUAGGCAUCUGACACUUUCAACCAAAAUUUCAGUUAUAUACUGUGAUUUUUAUUUGUUGCAAUACAUUAAAAUUCAGAGGUACUUUGGGGCUCAAAAGCUAGAAUUUCUAAGUCAGUAUGUGCAUUUCACAUAAUAAGCUGUUAAUGGUGAGCAAAGUAUUAUAUACUAACUAGAUUUUCCACAUCUGUAUAGUAUAUUAUAUGUAUUUUGUGGUAUUGAGAUUAUAGAAAGUUUAGAGUGUCAAACAUGCGUUUAAUGUGUAUUUUUAAACAAAUUUAUGGCGAUUAAAAUAUUUGGAGACAAGGGUAUCACAUUUCAAUUUGUAAACUCUUUUUAACUCUGUGUCAUUAUAAUGCUUUGUAUAAUGCCAAACCAUAGCUGGAGAAACUAAGUUUAAUAAAUAUCAGAUAGCUUUUCUGUA